This is a messenger RNA of Capsicum annuum, 1096 nucleotides long. RefSeq names its product B3 domain-containing protein At3g19184. The coding region runs from base 112 to 819 and encodes 235 amino acids. The record is from RefSeq and is a predicted model, not a curated record. Lineage: Eukaryota; Viridiplantae; Streptophyta; Magnoliopsida; Solanales; Solanaceae. The transcript is spliced from 7 exons. Gene Ontology annotation, molecular function: DNA binding.
AAUAGUAUUAUAUUUUCCAUAAAUCGAGGGUUUUUAAACAAUCUUUUGUACUACCUUAUUUGUCCGAUCAUUUUCUUCCUUCCUUCUCCUGUUUUGAAUUUGAAUAAAAAAAUGGUGGAAUCAAAGAAGAAGAUGUUAACAUAUGAAGAAAGUCGAUUGAAGAGAUUGGAAGAGAACAAGAAGAGAAUGGAAGAACUCAAUCUUACUAAGCUCGCUCAAGCUGUUCGUAGUGCUACGAGCCCUAAGCCUUCUCCUAUGAAGAAGGUGAAACCGCGGGUUAGACAGGAGGUGGAUCUUUCUUCUGUGAGAAGGUCUAAUCGUGUUGCGGAUAAGCCUGCUCCCAACUACAGAGAAGCUGUUAUUGAACCUUUGGGACGACCAAGGAGCUACAGGCGAAGAGAUUUGUUAAAUCGCGUCUAUGCUGCAGAUGAGGAUAGGCAGUAUGCUAUAGAAAGAGCAGAGCAGUUGCAAUCAGAGUUUGAUGCUGAUUUCCCAAGUUUUGUGAAACCUAUGCUGCAAUCACAUGUAACUGGUGGGUUUUGGCUGGGUCUUCCUGUUCAUUUUUGCAAGACACAUCUCCCUAAACAUGAUGAAUAUGUCACCUUGAUUGAUGAGAAUGGAGAUGAAGCCGAGACAAAAUACCUUGCGUUGAAGACGGGGCUGAGUGGUGGAUGGAGGGGUUUUGCCAUUGAUCAUGAAUUAGUUGAUGGUGAUGCACUUGUUUUUCAGUUGAUUGCGCCAACAAGAUUUAAGGUUUAUAUCAUAAGGGUUAAUCAAGCGGAAGAUGAGGAGACAGAAGGGGUGGAUAAUGUCAUUUAAAUUAGGCACCAUGAAAUCAAUCAAGGAACAAAAUGCAACUCACCAGAUUGUUUUGAACCACCCUUCUGUCUAUUUUGUUUUGAGUACCUGGAAGUAGCAUCAUUGUAAUUAUUAUUGCUGCUUGAACACUGAUUGGAACAUCGUAGCACAGUACUAGUGACGGCAAAGACCACUGCCAAAACUCAACUAUGCAAUACGCAUGGUGCAGUAGUUUUGUUUAUCCUGUAGAUUUUCCCUUCAAGUUUACAGGAUGUAUUUAUUCUAUAGUUAUUAUUUA